Messenger RNA from Theobroma cacao (cacao), 1853 nucleotides. Its product is annotated as endoglucanase 24-like. Gene Ontology annotation, molecular function: hydrolase activity, hydrolyzing O-glycosyl compounds. Lineage: Eukaryota; Viridiplantae; Streptophyta; Magnoliopsida; Malvales; Malvaceae. Gene Ontology annotation, biological process: carbohydrate metabolic process. The record is from RefSeq and is a predicted model, not a curated record.
UUCUGUGGUGGAUAUUCGUUUCUAUGUCUUUUUUUUUUUGAAGAAUACAGCUUUGCCUGAAGCAGAAGGGAUAUCUCAGACUGGAUGGGAGGGAAGGAGGCCGAGGCUUCGAAACCCAGGGGCUUGUUUUGGUGGUUGCUAGUUUUAAUAAUUGGAGCUCUUGUAGUAACAACAGCUGUACUAACCAUUUUAAGGGACUUCCAUUACUUCAAGAAAAACCGACCUCCAAGUCACCCCAUCAGCAAGAAAUAUGCUGAUGCUCUUGAAAUAGCUCUUCAAUUCUUUGACAUACAAAAAUCUGGCAAGUUAGUGGAUAACAGGAUUUCUUGGAGAGGGGACUCAGGGCUGCAAGAUGGUAGCGAAGGGAAUUUGGAUUUAUCAAAAGGAAUGUAUGAUGCUGGGGAUACAAUGAAAUUUGGGUUUCCAAUGGCAUUCACUGCUACAGUGUUGUCAUGGGCGAUUCUUGAGUAUGGUGAUCAGAUGAAUGCUGUGAAGCAACUGGGGUAUGCGCAGAACUCGCUUAGGUGGAUCACAGAUUACCUUAUCAAUGUGCACCCUUCUGAGAAUGUGCUCUAUAUCCAGGUGGGAGAUCCGGAAGUAGACCACAAAUGUUGGGAAAGACCUGAAACCAUGUCAGAGAGAAGGCCUCUAAUACAGGUUAACACAUCUUUCCCUGGAACUGAAGUUGCGGCGGAAACAGCUGCAGCUAUGGCAUCAGCAUCCCUGGUUUUUAAGAAAAUAGACUCUGAUUACUCGAAUUCACUCCUUACCCAUGCUCGGCAACUGUUCACCUUUGCUGAUACUUUCAGAGGUUCUUACAGCAUCAGUUUUCCUCAAGUUCAGAAAUUCUACAACUCCACAAGAUAUGGAGAUGAACUGCUGUGGGCUGCUUCGUGGCUCUAUCAUGCUACACAGGAGGAAUCAUACUUAAGAUAUGUAACUGAGCUAAAUGGGAAAAAUUUUGCUAAUUGGGAGAGUCCAACUUGGUUCAGCUGGGAUGACAAGCUUGCUGGAACUCAGGUCCUUCUGUCCAGGAUAAACUUCUUUGGUGUCAAAGAAAUGUCAACUGUUGAGAACCUAUGUCUUCAGAUGUACAGGAAAACAGCUGAGGCCAUCAUGUGUGGUCUUCUACCAGAUUCACCAACAGCCACAUCGAGAAGAACAGAUGGUGGCCUGAUAUGGAUCACAGAAUGGAACUCACUGCAGCAUCCUAUGGCUUCUGCAUUCCUAGCUAUAAUUUAUAGUGAUUACAUGCUCACUUCACAGACUGAAACAUUAUACUGCAGUGGGAAUUCCUACAAGCCGGAAGACCUUCGCAAGUUUGCUAUGUCUCAGGCAGAUUAUGUGUUGGGAACAAAUCCAAUGAAGAUAAGCUAUCUAGUAGGUUAUGGGAGUAGCUACCCCCAAUAUGUACACCACCGGGGAGCUUCAAUCCCAGUGGAUGCUGACACCGGCUGCAAAGACGGAUUCAGGUGGCUGAAUUCAGACGAUCCCAAUCCAAACAUAGCUUUUGGAGCACUUGUUGGCGGUCCCUCCCUGAAUGAUUCUUACUUGGAUUCUCGAAACAAUGUGAAACAGGGUGAACCAAGCACAUACAACACUGCCCUCAUCGUUGGCCUUCUCUCUGGCCUGCUCACUGCUUCAUCUGUGGCUAAAUCUUACCCAUAGAACGACUCUCAUCCCCUGUACAGUUUUGAGCUGGUAAAUAGUUGUGAGAUGCAUGAGAAAAGAAAAACAAACACUUCCAAACUUUCUCUGAGGUCCAAGAGAGCUUUUCCCAAUGCCUAUUUCCUUGUUUCUGAAUGGAAUCUUAUAUCUUCACUAAUCUUCUUUUGCUUGGUUCUCAUUUUCAA